GGGAUGUGUCAAUUUAUAUUGUGGCUAUGUCUCCUCGCCGUCAUUUUCGUGACUUUAUCCGACUGUAAAAUGAUUCCCGUUACUAAAAGAACGCCACGACCAAAGAAGACCAAAUAUAUUCUUCCUAAAGACUUCUUGGAAAGAGGCAAGAGCCUCUUGGCCAGCGUCAAAAUACCGAACCAAGAAUUCUGUUCAGAAAUGAUCCUUUUGCCUGAAGACCAGUAUGUAGUUUUACCAUGGUGGUUCAACUACUGCCAGGAGCUUAGAGAGAAGUCUGCAAAAGGCAUUACUGGUAAUGUACACUAUACAGCCAUACAUAGGCACAUUCUUGAUGAGUUGCAAGCGUAUAAGAAGAAGGUGAGGGAAAAACAACAGAAGAAAAUGAAGUAUCAGAUGGAAUUGGCAUCGUGAUGUUUUGUUUUUAUUUUGAAAUUAUAUGGCUUGUGUGGAUUUUUUGUAGUUUAUUUGUUGCCAGUAUUUUUUGUUGCGCGAGCGUCUAAGAAGGUUGUAUUCUGAUACCUAUCAAAGUGUGUCUUAGACUAACUCUAGAUAAUGAAUCAUUCAACCUCUUGCAGAAUAUGUAAAGAGAUAAGUAAGAAGGAUUUUUAUUUUAUUCGCAUAAGUAAGAUUUCUCAGAAUAUGUCGAAAUUCCAAAAAAGGAACUUAGCUUUAAUGAAUUAAGUAACAUUGCAUGUAAUAUGUUGAGAUUAAUUCAGUGAUUACCUAUGGGGACAACGUUUUUACCUGAUUAAAUGCAUGGUUUAGAUGGUCUA
Molecule: messenger RNA, 773 nt
Organism: Helicoverpa zea (corn earworm)
Lineage: Eukaryota; Metazoa; Arthropoda; Insecta; Lepidoptera; Noctuidae
Exons: 2
Coding region: 4-411 (135 amino acids)
Source: RefSeq, a predicted model, not a curated record